AUGACAAAACUCGAUAAUCCAUUCAUAGAGAAAAUGAUUAAAGGGAUUCCACUCAACGAGGAAGACAGGAUACCAUGGCUGGAAACAUUCCAAGACACGCUUCAAAUGAAGAUCGACCAGAUUAUUUCCAGCAGUCACGAUACUUACGACGAUGCUGAUGACAACAAGAAGAGGAAAGUAGUGCUUUGUUGUUCAGCUCUGCAGAAGAAGUACAAAGAGAUUUUGAUAACUGUUGAUCCUAAUUACAAUCCAGGGAGUUAUGUUCCUGGUACGGUUAAGUUUAUUCACUUGGAGAUGCCGAUUGAGGUGUUGCUGAGCUGUGUUAAUAAGAGAGCAGCAGAAGGAAAACAUUUCAUGCCUGCUUCACUGUUGCAGUCGCAAUUAGAUUUUCAACAGAUUGAUAAUGAUCAAGAGAAAGACAUCACUGUAGUUGAUGGCACUCUGCCUCCACAACUUGUUGUAAACUAUAUUCGCUCACUCUUGUGA
Papaver somniferum (opium poppy) is the source of this 486-nucleotide messenger RNA. RefSeq names its product gluconokinase-like. Bases 1 to 486 code for a protein of 161 amino acids. Gene Ontology annotation, cellular component: cytoplasm. The record is from RefSeq and is a predicted model, not a curated record. The transcript has a single exon. Lineage: Eukaryota; Viridiplantae; Streptophyta; Magnoliopsida; Ranunculales; Papaveraceae. Gene Ontology annotation, molecular function: gluconokinase activity.